Messenger RNA from Belonocnema kinseyi, 1628 nucleotides. RefSeq names its product putative serine protease K12H4.7. The transcript is spliced from 12 exons. NCBI's taxonomy places the organism in Eukaryota, Metazoa, Arthropoda, Insecta, Hymenoptera, Cynipidae. Gene Ontology annotation, biological process: proteolysis. Gene Ontology annotation, molecular function: serine-type exopeptidase activity; dipeptidyl-peptidase activity. The record is from RefSeq and is a predicted model, not a curated record. Bases 1 to 1461 code for a protein of 486 amino acids.
AUGGCGUUUCAAGCGAAACACAGAAGCACCAUUCAGUGCAUAGGAAAUUUUGGAUUUUACGAUUUCAACUAUGAUGGAAUUAUAAGACACGGUCCAAAUCGAACAGAAAAAAAUGUGCCGAUAAAAGAAAAGUGGAUCACUCAACCGUUGGAUCAUUUCCAUCUUUAUAGUCGUGAAUGGAAAAUGCGAUAUUUGGAAAACGAUAAUUACUUUAACGGUUCGGGACCAAUUUUUAUUAUGUUGGGUGGCGAGUGGCAGAUUGGGGAACAUUAUUUACAGUCUGGAUUAAUUCACGAUAUUGGCUUUGAACAUGGAGCUCUAAUGUAUAAAACUGAACAUCGUUUUUACGGAAAAAGUAUAGUAAGCCAGUACACCGGAGUUGAAUUUUUGAAAUUUUUGAACGUGGACCAAGCACUGGCCGACGUAGCAUAUUUUAUAGAAUUUAUAAAAGAAGAAAAAAAUCUGAGGGAUCGAAGCGUUAUUGUUUUUGGUUGCUCAUAUGCUGGGAAUAUGGCAGUUUGGAUGCGAUUAAAAUAUCCACAUUUGGUUCAGGCUGCUUAUGCCACCGGUGCUCCUGUAUUGGCGAAAGGAAACUUCUUUGAAUAUAUGGAAGUUGUCACUGCAUCAUAUAAAAAACAUAGUGAAGAAUGUGUGACUGAAAUUGCAAAAGCCAUAAAAUCUCUAGAAGAAAUGCUCCUUACAGAGAAAGGAUUAACAGCAAUUAAGGAACAAUUUAAUUUUUGUAUUCUACCAGAUACUUCAACUAUCAGUGGUUACGGAACUCUAAUUAAAAUUCUGACAAAUAAAAUUGUAGGUGCGGUGCAAAAAAAUAAUGUAUCUUAUGUUUGUCAAAUGAUGACAGACAAAAGUUUGAAAACUUCACUUCAACGAUUAGCUCAAUUAAAUCGCGAAUCAGAAGAUUGUAUCCGAGCGAAUUAUACCAUCCUUGUCUGUCUUAUGAGAUAUGAGCCCUGGCAUCCAAUUAUAUCUUCGCAAAGGCAAUGGCUGUUUCAAACUUGUACUGAAUAUGGUUAUUACCCAACAACUGACUCUGACAAUUCUAUGUUCGGUGCUUUCAAUGUGACAUUAGAGUACCACACAAAGCAUUGUCGAGAUGUAUUCGGGAAAGAAUACAAUGAACAUUUUUUGAGUCGGGGUAUAAAAAGGACGAAUCUUAUGUACGGUGGGAAAAAACCAGAUGUGAGGAAUGUUCUUUUCGUUAAUGGAAAUAGAGAUCCUUGGCAUGUACUUUCGGUCUUAGAGGAUCUGAACGAUUCCUCGCCAUCGAUUCUUAUAGAUGGUUCUUCACAUUGUACGGAUUUAGGCAACUUUCAAUUUUCAGAUAGCCUCAAUUUACUGUUUGCAAGAUACAGAAUACGCCAAAUUGUUGGAAAAUGGAUACAAUCGGGGUAUGGAGAAUUCAUUGAUCCUGAUUUGAAAGCAGUACGAGCCGAAACUUAGGGCACGAUCAACAAAAUUCUGUUUAGAAUUCCAUUUUCAAUACAGAAAUCUCAAGUUCUGUUUGAAAAUCCAUACUGAUAGGAGUUUAGGCAAAAAAAAACUGGAACUUUAAAAACUACCUACUGUAAAAAGUUAUCACUGAUGUAAAGAUUUUGUAUCUCCGUAAU